Molecule: messenger RNA, 2080 nt
Organism: Brassica oleracea var. oleracea
Lineage: Eukaryota; Viridiplantae; Streptophyta; Magnoliopsida; Brassicales; Brassicaceae
Product: ADP,ATP carrier protein 1, chloroplastic
Exons: 5
Coding region: 1-1848 (615 amino acids)
Biological process (GO): nucleotide transport
Cellular component (GO): membrane
Molecular function (GO): ATP:ADP antiporter activity
Source: RefSeq, a predicted model, not a curated record
AUGGCAACCGUGAUACAAACCAGAGGACUUCUCUCCUUACCCGCCAAACCCAUCGGAGUGAGGAGCCUUCUCCAGCCAUCCCACGGCUUAAAGCACAGACUUUUCGCCUCCAAACGGAGAAAUCCACCUGCCUUGUCUCUAUCCUCUAACGGCCACCAGAAAUUUCAAUCCUUGGAGCCAACCCUUCCCGGGAUUUCCAUUUCCCACAAGGCGAGAAGCACCGAGUUCAUAUGCAAGGCGGAGGCAGCGUCCGCCGGCGAAGGCGACACGGCGGCGAUUUCAGCGUCGCCGAAGAUCUUCGGCGUGGAGGUCACGACCUUGAAAAAGAUAAUACCUUUAGGGUUGAUGUUCUUUUGCAUUCUGUUCAACUACACAAUCCUGAGGGACACGAAGGACGUCUUGGUGGUGACUGCGAAAGGGAGCUCAGCUGAGAUUAUACCUUUCUUGAAGACGUGGGUCAAUCUCCCUAUGGCCAUUGGCUUCAUGCUCCUCUACACCAAGCUCUCCAAUGUUCUCUCCAAAAAGGCUCUCUUUUACACCGUUAUCAUCCCUUUCAUCCUCUACUUUGGGGCCUUCGGUUUCGUCAUGUACCCUCUCAGCAACUAUAUUCACCCCGAAGCUCUUGCUGAUAAGCUCCUCGCCACUCUCGGCCCAAGGUUCAUGGGUCCUCUUGCUAUCCUGAGGAUUUGGAGUUUCUGUUUGUUUUAUGUCAUGGCUGAGCUUUGGGGUAGUGUCGUCAUUUCUGUUCUCUUCUGGGGCUUUGCUAAUCAGAUAACAACUGUGGAUGAAGCCAAGAAAUUCUAUCCUUUAUUCGGACUUGGAGCCAACGUUGCGCUCAUUUUCUCUGGAAGAACGGUGAAAUACUUCUCUAACUUGAGAAAGAAUCUUGGUCCUGGAGUUGACGGAUGGGCAGUUUCACUGAAAGCCAUGAUGAGCAUUGUGGUUGGGAUGGGACUUGCCAUCUGUUUCCUCUAUUGGUGGGUUAAUACAUAUGUUCCGCUUCCUGCCCGUAGCCAGAAGAAGAAGAACAAACCGAAGAUGGGAACGAUGGAGAGCUUGAAGUUCUUGGUGUCAUCACCAUACAUAAGGGAUCUUGCUACUUUAGUGGUGGCGUAUGGUAUUAGUAUCAACCUUGUGGAAGUCACUUGGAAAUCAAAGCUUAAAGCUGAGUUUCCUAGCCCGAACGAGUACUCAGCAUUUAUGGGGGACUUCUCAACCUGCACCGGUAUUGCAACAUUCACGAUGAUGCUUCUCAGCCAAUACGUAUUUGAUAAAUAUGGCUGGGGAGUAGCAGCAAAGAUCACCCCAACUGUUCUGCUAUUGACUGGCGUUGCCUUCUUCUCCCUGAUACUGUUUGGCGGCCCAUUCGCACCACUUGUUGCCAAGCUUGGUAUGACUCCGCUACUUGCAGCUGUCUAUGUUGGUGCCCUUCAGAAUAUAUUCAGCAAGAGUGCCAAGUACAGCUUGUUCGAUCCCUGUAAAGAGAUGGCCUAUAUCCCCUUGGAUGAGGAUACCAAGGUCAAAGGGAAAGCUGCGAUUGACGUGGUAUGCAACCCGUUGGGGAAAUCAGGGGGUGCUCUGAUACAGCAGUUCAUGAUCUUAUCAUUUGGAUCACUAGCCAAUUCAACGCCCUACCUAGGAAUGAUAUUGUUGGUGAUUGUCACUGCGUGGUUAGCUGCAGCUAAGUCGCUGGAGGGACAGUUCAACGCUUUGAGGUCUGAGGAAGAGCUGGAGAAGGAAAUGGAGAGAGCUUCGUCGGUGAAGAUCCCUGUUGUGUCUCAAGAUGAAGGUUCCCUUGGAGAAUCUUCAAGCAGUUCACCUGAGAAAUCAGCUCCCACCAACAUAUAGAAGAGAGCUUUUGGUUUUUAGGGGGAAAGGAAUGAAGGAUGAAAUCGAAAAAUAAGAUUUUGAGAGUGAGAAAAGACCAAUCUCUCAAACAAUCUCUCUUUUGCACCACCACUCUUUUUUUAGUCUGUAGCCCAUUCUUUUCAGUUCAAUUUGGUCUUUACGUUAUAAGUGUGUUCCAUGAUAAAAUUUGUGUGUAUUGUUAAGUCAUAACAUCAAUAAGCUAGAUUUAGUU